Mus caroli (Ryukyu mouse) is the source of this 2240-nucleotide messenger RNA. It is a transcript of the gene Rnf8, whose product is annotated as ring finger protein 8. Gene Ontology annotation, biological process: double-strand break repair; protein K48-linked ubiquitination; ubiquitin-dependent protein catabolic process. NCBI's taxonomy places the organism in Eukaryota, Metazoa, Chordata, Mammalia, Rodentia, Muridae. Gene Ontology annotation, cellular component: ubiquitin ligase complex; site of double-strand break; cytosol. Gene Ontology annotation, molecular function: ubiquitin protein ligase activity; histone binding; metal ion binding. The record is from RefSeq and is a predicted model, not a curated record.
UCAGUGCGGUCGAUCCCCCGGCGAUUGCUUCUGUCUGGUGUGUAGAUAAGUUGCGCGAGAGGAACCUCGGAGGCGGCCGAAGCCCAGGCUGGAGGUUGGCUGGUUGCUGAACGCUGCCCCGGUGCCGAUCGGGCCAUGGGCGAGCCCGACCCCUUGGUCUCGGGGCAGCUCGCGGCCCGCCGGAGCUGGUGCUUGCGGCGGCUGGGGAUGGACCGCGAGUGGCUGCAGCUGGAAGCUGGGACUGAGGUGACCAUAGGACGGGGAUUUAGUGUCACAUACCAGCUUAUAUCAAAGGUUUGCCCUCUGAUGAUUUCCCGAAGCCACUGUGUUCUGAAGCAGAAUCCUGAGGGACAGUGGACCAUUAUGGACAAUAAGAGUCUGAAUGGUGUUUGGCUGAACAGAGAACGUCUGGCACCAUUACAGAGUUUUUGCAUCCGUAAGGGAGACCAUAUCCAGCUCGGUGUGCCGCUGGAAAACAGGGAGACGGCGGAGUAUGAAUACGAAGUCACUGAAGAAGACUGGGAGAGUCUGGCUCCCUGCCUUGCCCCGAAGAAUGACCAGAGAAUGGAAAAACAUAAAGGCUCGAGAACUAAGAGGAAAUUCAGUUCGCCUGGGUUAGAGAAUCUUCCAGCAGAGGGCUCCUCAGAUCUCAGAUGCCCACUGACUAAUGUCUCCAGUAAACCCGUUGAGCCAGAGAAGUUGCAUGGCACAGGUGACGCAGCGAGUCAGUCCUUGGGAUGCUUGUGUCCUGCGCUGAAUUCUCUGAAGGCGAGUGAGAGGGCUGCCGGGCCUCAUGCUUGCUCUGCUCUUCCAAAGGUCCUUGAACUCAGUUGUCCUAAGAAGCAGAAGGCCUGCAGACCAUCCGCAUCUCAGAACAGCUUAGAACUGUUUAAGGUGACCAUGUCCAGGAUGCUGAAGCUGAAAACACAGAUGCAGGAGAAGCAGAUAGCUGUCCUAAACGUCAAGAGGCAGACUCGGAAGGGGAGCUCAAAGAAGAUCGUUAGGAUGGAGAAGGAGCUGCGAAACUUACAGUCUCAGCUGUAUGCAGAGCAGGCUCAGCAGCAAGCCAGAGUGGAGCAGCUAGAAAAGACUUUCCAGGAGGAGGCCCAUUACCUCCAGGGUUUGGAGAAAGAGCAAGGAGAGUGUGACCUGAAGCAACAGCUGGUGCAGGCCCUGCAGGAGCAUCAGGCUCUAAUGGAAGAACUAAAUUGCAGCAAGAAGGACUUUGAGAAAAUCAUUCAAGCCAAGAACAAAGAAUUGGAGCAGACCAAGGAAGAAAAGGACAAGGUGCAAGCACAGAAGGAGGAGGUUCUCAGCCACAUGAAUGACUUGCUGGAGAACGAGCUCCAGUGCAUUAUCUGCUCGGAGUACUUCAUCGAGGCUGUCACCCUGAACUGUGCUCACAGUUUCUGCUCCUUCUGUAUCAAUGAAUGGAUGAAACGGAAAGUAGAGUGUCCCAUUUGUCGAAAGGACAUUGAGUCCAGAACCAACUCCCUGGUUCUGGACAACUGCAUUAGUAAGAUGGUGGAUAACCUAAGCUCAGACGUGAAGGAAAGAAGAAGUGUCCUUAUUAGGGAACGGAGAGGCUUACACAUCCACCGGUGGGAGUGCCUGCGUCCAGCGUGUACAUAGUAGUAGCAUCACAGGAACUGGUAGAGAAAGCACUGUGCUGUGGCGGUCAGCUCUGGGGCUAUGUGGAUUGCAUGAACUAGUGACCCAGAAAGUACUGGCACCUCAGGCUUCUUGCCAGUCUGUAGUCCUUGUGAUCGCAGAAACUGCCUUCUGCAAACAGUUGAGAGCUGACUUAGUGACCUGUAGUGAGAGCUCUUUGCCAUGUCAUCAGAAGCUGCCGUCUGUUUGGAAGCACCCAGGAGAGCUUCCCCAGCUGAGAAGACUGGCCUUCCCAAGUGAUGUCAGUCCUCUUCUGUCCAAAGACAGUCGAGAGAACCGGGUGUUCAAGAACAGGCAGUGGGAUGACCUUGAGUGUAGGCCCACCUCACAUUUAAAUAUGCCUAGUGCAUGGUCUGGUAUGGAGAGUAGCGACCCGCCUGUGUGAAGGGGAAGACCUGCUGGCUCAAGCUGGAUCCUCUUGUUGCUGGAGGCUGCCUGAGCAUCACCAUCAGCCCGCAGCCACUAGGGGCAAGCUUCCUUUCUCCCUUUACUCUACUGGCUGUGGAGAACAGGCAAAGAAGGCAGAGAUGGACGGGGCUGUGAGCCAGUGAAACAUGGGCUGCUCCUUC